GAAUUAUUCGACGACAAGUUCCCACGUGGAUCGUGUUAGGAUUGUUUCUGUUGGCCAGCUUCUGCGACCCAACUCCAAGCGACCCAUCUCAACCCCACCUCUGGAGGCCGUCGUACUUCUUCCAGGAAACUCGUCGGUCAUGUAUUGUAUUGUGGUUGUUCCUCCUAUUUCCUCCUCUUGGUUGCAAUCUGGUUUCAAUAUUCGCAAAAAUGCCCGGGGUAACGGCCGCAAACCUCCCAGGACGAAGAUCGAGAAGAUCGAGAAAAGAGCGGUCGGGCCGCUCCAGACCCUCGGCGCACUUAACCCUAGCUGGGAAUAUCAUGCGGCUGCCGGAGAAAAAAGAGCCGGACAAUACCGGAUUGAGUGACGGGUGUUACGGUCAUCCCGUCGUGAUUCUCUCCCCUGAGGAAUCCGACGGGAAGGUUGUCAUCCUUAUUAUAACAUCCUUCAGAGAAGUGGAUCUUUCUGUGAAGCAUGCGCACAGCCGCACAGUAAGACUGGAGUAUCUUCCCAUCCAUCCGUCCUCGACUCACCCAGACAAUGGCACCCUCCUUUAUCUUCGAGAAGGCCGGUCCCUACCCAAGAAAUCCUACAUCAAUACCAAGGCGCCGUACACCUUACCGUUCUCCAUGCUGGAGAUCUACGUCCGCUGCGGCAAAGAUUUCGGCCUGACGGAGGCGUCGUACCAAGACCUGGCCGAUUACAUCCAACGCACCCACACGAUCUCCCCGACUACAAGUCCGACCUCGGAAAACAGAUUGUCGCGACCACUCCCUUCGACUUCUCGUCCCACCGAAACCGACGGCUUGAUGCACGGCAUCCAGUGGCAUCACGUCAGCGAAUACGCGCGUCGGUCUCGACAAUCUUUCGAGCCGGGGGCCCUCCAGAGCACCUCCUACGGCACCAUCCCCGAUCCGAGCACCUCCGUAUGCCACCAGGCGAGUCUGCCCCGCGGCUCCCAGAGCCUUCCAAUCUGGAACACAGCGCCGUCCCCGAUCUCCAAGCAGUCCAGGGUCAGACCAGUCGUAUCCUUCUUCUGGUCCUACUGGAGUCGCUUUGCGGGCCUCUUGUUUGGCUUGAUUUUGGCUGCGGCCAUCAUUGGCACCGUCUCCUACGGGCUAUACCGAGUUGGGGUACUGGCGGUCGAGGCUGCAAAGGGGGCUGUUGAUGCGGUGAAGGGAACUUGGAAGAGUGCCUGUGAAUGGGCCAGGGGCCAUCUUGGGGUUUUGGCAAUCGCGAGAGGAUACGUGUAAUCAACAACUCCCCUCUCUCCCAUCCCCUGAGCUGGCGAAGAUUGCAUGACCAAGCCAUGGGGGAAGUGGAGAUCACAGAGAGCAGAGCACAGUGGAACUGCGAAGUGGAGGACUGGAGAGUGCCGGUUAAUCAAGCUCUUGUAUUGCCCUGGCCCUGGAUGUUUGAGCCAGAUCAAAUAAUAGUGUGUUGCACUCCUUCUAAUUACAUGUGGUUUUCAUCAAAUAUUCUAGACGUCAGGACAGGCAUCAGGACAGUUAUAUCUGCAACUCAAAGUGUCACGCAAGCAGAGGCUACCUUAGAACCACAGGGAC
This is a messenger RNA of Phialemonium atrogriseum, 1565 nucleotides long. RefSeq lists its product as uncharacterized. The record is from RefSeq and is a predicted model, not a curated record. Bases 210 to 1253 code for a protein of 347 amino acids. The transcript is spliced from 3 exons. NCBI's taxonomy places the organism in Eukaryota, Fungi, Ascomycota, Sordariomycetes, Cephalothecales, Cephalothecaceae.